Molecule: messenger RNA, 1458 nt
Organism: Scaptodrosophila lebanonensis
Lineage: Eukaryota; Metazoa; Arthropoda; Insecta; Diptera; Drosophilidae
Gene: Tcs4
Product: probable tRNA N6-adenosine threonylcarbamoyltransferase, mitochondrial
Exons: 2
Coding region: 1-1215 (404 amino acids)
Biological process (GO): tRNA threonylcarbamoyladenosine modification
Cellular component (GO): mitochondrion
Source: RefSeq, a predicted model, not a curated record
AUGUUCAAGCAUUUGGUUAAGGUCCGAUUACAUCAACAAAAACGCUCCUUGGGCUAUGUACUGGGUAUAGAAACAUCAUGUGAUGACACGGGCAUAGCGAUUGUGGACACAGAUGGCAAAGUGCAUGCCAAUGUGCUCGAGAGCCAACAGGAAUUUCAUACGCGAUAUGGCGGCAUAAUUCCACCGCGUGCCCAGGAUCUGCAUCGGUCACGCAUCGCCCAUGCGUAUGAGCGCUGUUUGAGCGAAGCAAACGUGGAGCCGAGUCAGUUGUCUGCCAUUGCAGUGACCACGCGCCCCGGUCUGCCCUUAAGUCUGCUAAUUGGUCUGCGCUUUGCCAAACACUUGGCUCGUAAGAACAAGAAGCCGCUCCUGCCAGUGCAUCAUAUGGAGGCGCAUGCGCUUCAAGCUCGUAUGGAACACAUCACUGCCAUUGGGUAUCCAUAUCUUUGUCUCCUCAUAAGUGGGGGUCACUCCCAGCUAGCACUGGUGCGUGGACCAGGCCAGCUGACGCUGCUUGGCGACUCGCUAGACGAUGCGCCUGGCGAAGCGUUCGACAAAAUUGCAAGACGCCUGCGCCUGUUCGUGUUACCAAAGUAUCGGCUAUGGAAUGGUGGUCGCGCCAUUGAAGAUGCCGCCAAAUCGGCGCAAAACCCAAAUGCCUAUGAUUUCCCGCGGCCGCUAGCCCAACAACGUAACUGCAAUUUUAGUUUCGCGGGCAUCAAGAACAACUCCUUUCGAGCGAUACGCAUGCGAGAGCUUUUGGAGCGUACACCUUGCGAUGGCGUUAUCAGCAACUACAACGACUUUUGUGCGGGUCUGUUGGUCGCCGUCAGUCGCCAUCUGAUGAAUCGCACUCAACGUGCGCUCGAAUUUUGCCUGCACCCACAUCAAAAUCUCUUUGGUGAUGCGCCCCCCACGUUGGUCGUGUCCGGUGGAGUGGCUAACAAUGAUGUGAUUUUUGCAAACAUCAGCCAUUUGGCCCUCCAAUACAAUUGUCGCACUUAUCGGCCCUCCAAGGGUUAUUGCUCCGACAAUGGUGUCAUGAUUGCUUGGCACGGAGUCGAACAGCUCCUUCACGACUGUGCUAAUAACCUUCGCUACGACUAUGAUAACAUUGACAUUGCUGGCAGCGAAGGAUUUAGUGAGACGGCAGUGGAGCGUGUGGCGGAGGCGGCCAUUAAAUGCAAAUGGGUUCAGCCCCUGCCGCUACAGUAAAAAAAAGCCAGCAACAAAGGACCAUCGAUCGUUUUUGUUUUACAUAUAUAUGUAUUUUUGUUUUUAUUAUAUCUGAAAUCAAUAAUGUAUGUCAAUGUCUAAAAUCUAGAAAAAAAAUAUGUAAAAAUUGAUACACAUAUAAAAAUAUUAAAAAAUGCAUUAGUUCUUUUAUGCUGAACUACAAUACAAUUUUUGUUGUUGCUGAUUUUGUUGUUGUUGUUGUUAUUGAUUUUAUUGUUACUU